GGUGAGGCGGAGAUGAUCACCACACUGGAGGGUAGGGUGAGUGGGGAGCAGGUGGCCAGGGCCGUGGCCCGGGACCACGCACAGGCUGUGACCAGGAACUAUAUCACCAAUCCUCGCAUCACCUAUAGGACAGUGUGCAGCGUCAAUGGGCCGCUGGUGGUGCUGGACAAUGUCAAGUUUGCCCAGUACGCUGAGAUUGUCAAUUUCGUCCUUCCUAAUGGCACUUCCAGGAGUGGACAAGUCCUGGAAGUAGCUGGAACCAAGGCUAUUGUCCAGGUGUUUGAAGGAACAUCUGGGAUUGAUGCCAAGAAGACCACCUGCGAGUUCCUGGGAGACAUUCUCCGGAUCCCAGUGUCCGAGGACAUGUUGGGUCGAGUUUUCAAUGGAUCCGGCAAGCCCAUCGACAAGGGUCCAGAGGUCAUGGCUGAGGAUUUCCUGGAUAUUAACGGCCAGCCCAUCAAUCCUCAUGGCCGAAUCUACCCUGAGGAAAUGAUCCAGACAGGCAUUUCCCCCAUCGAUGUCAUGAACAGCAUCGCCCGGGGCCAGAAAAUCCCCAUCUUCUCAGCUGCCGGGCUCCCCCACAAUGAGAUUGCUGCACAGAUCUGCCGCCAGGCCGGCCUGGUGAAGAAGUCCAAGGAUGUGAUGGAUUUCCACGAGGACAACUUCGCCAUUGUCUUUGCCGCCAUGGGGGUGAACAUGGAGACAGCGCGUUUCUUCAAGUCUGACUUUGAGCAGAACGGCACCAUGGGCAAUGUCUGCCUCUUCCUGAACCUGGCCAACGACCCCACCAUCGAGAGAAUCAUCACUCCACGCCUGGCCCUGACCACAGCCGAGUUCCUGGCCUACCAGUGCGAGAAGCACGUUCUGGUCAUCCUGACAGACAUGAGCUCCUAUGCUGAGGCCCUGCGUGAGGUGUCCGCAGCCCGGGAGGAGGUACCUGGGCGUCGCGGCUUCCCUGGUUACAUGUACACGGACCUGGCCACCAUCUACGAACGGGCAGGACGGGUGGAGGGCCGCGGUGGCUCCAUUACCCAGAUCCCUAUCCUCACCAUGCCCAACGAUGACAUCACUCACCCCAUCCCAGACCUGACGGGCUUCAUCACAGAAGGCCAGAUCUACGUGGACCGGCAGCUCCACAAUAGACAGAUCUACCCUCCCAUCAACGUACUCCCGUCCCUGUCCCGCCUGAUGAAGUCAGCCAUAGGAGAGGGCAUGACCCGCAAGGACCAUGGUGACGUCUCCAAUCAGCUGUACGCCUGCUAUGCUAUUGGCAAGGAUGUGCAGGCCAUGAAGGCAGUGGUGGGGGAGGAGGCACUGACGCCUGAGGAUCUGCUCUACCUGGAGUUCCUGCAUAAGUUCGAGCGCCAUUUUAUCAACCAGGGCCCCUACGAGAACCGCAGCAUCUUUGAGUCCCUGGACAUCGGCUGGCAGCUGCUCCGCACCUUUCCCAAGGAGCUGCUGAAGCGGAUCCCACAGGCUGUGGUGGAGGAGUUUUACCCCCGUGAGGGGGCUCCCUCGGUCCCCCAGCACAGCUCUGACACCGCGCUCUGACCCCCGGCCCCCAGCCAAUGGCCCAGCUCUGGCCCUGGCCCCGUCUGCCUCCCAUUUCCUGGGGUUGCCCCCUCCCCCUGCUCUGAGGCUUUGCCCACCCCCAUCACCCAGGGUCAGCCCUCAAGCUCCAGGGCUUUGCCCCAUUUCCCUAGGUCAGCCCUCCUCCUCGCCGCCCCCCACCCCCAGCUCUGGGGCUUUGCCCUGACAGGGUUUUAUUUCCUAUUUAUUACGACAUGCCCAGCUGCCUCCUCCAGCUAGGCUGUAUUCAUUCAUUCGAUUGUAUUUAUUAAGCGCUUACUGUGUGCAGAGCACUGUACUAAGUGUUUG
This is a messenger RNA of Tachyglossus aculeatus (Australian echidna), 1878 nucleotides long. RefSeq names its product ATPase H+ transporting V1 subunit B1 (gene ATP6V1B1). The record is from RefSeq and is a predicted model, not a curated record. Gene Ontology annotation, cellular component: proton-transporting V-type ATPase, V1 domain. The transcript has 14 exons. Lineage: Eukaryota; Metazoa; Chordata; Mammalia; Monotremata; Tachyglossidae. Gene Ontology annotation, biological process: proton transmembrane transport; ATP metabolic process. Gene Ontology annotation, molecular function: proton-transporting ATPase activity, rotational mechanism; ATP binding. Bases 13 to 1551 code for a protein of 512 amino acids.